AUGGAUAUCACUUCGGAUAGCAACGCCGCUCCUCUGGAUCCCAAGGCUGCGAAUCGUGCCCGCUUCGAACUCGAGCUUGAAUUCGUCCAGGCUCUGGCAAAUCCAUUCUAUUUGCAUUCUUUGGCUCAGCAAAAUAUACUGGAGCAGCCCGCUUUCAUCAACUUCCUUCAGUAUCUUCUUUACUUUAAGGAAAAGGACUAUGCUAGAUUCAUACAUUAUCCUCAUGCUCUUCAUCACCUUGAAUUAUUACAACAUGCGCAGUUCAGAUCUCAGAUGAAAAAAGAUGAAUUUCUCAGAGAAUAUUUGCAUCAAAAACAAUUCGAUCAUUGGCGCACUUGGCGGGAGCCAACGUCUGUCAAUGCUACUAACCCUGAGGGUAUGGUGCCGGAAGAACCUGAGGCGGAGACUAAGCCCGCAUUAUAA
Molecule: messenger RNA, 423 nt
Organism: Psilocybe cubensis
Lineage: Eukaryota; Fungi; Basidiomycota; Agaricomycetes; Agaricales; Agrocybaceae
Exons: 3
Coding region: 1-423 (140 amino acids)
Biological process (GO): regulation of transcription by RNA polymerase II
Cellular component (GO): core mediator complex; mediator complex
Molecular function (GO): transcription coregulator activity
Source: RefSeq, a predicted model, not a curated record